Molecule: messenger RNA, 1056 nt
Organism: Rhinichthys klamathensis goyatoka
Lineage: Eukaryota; Metazoa; Chordata; Actinopteri; Cypriniformes; Leuciscidae
Gene: mchr1a
Product: melanin-concentrating hormone receptor 1a
Exons: 2
Coding region: 1-1056 (351 amino acids)
Biological process (GO): neuropeptide signaling pathway
Cellular component (GO): membrane; neuron projection
Molecular function (GO): melanin-concentrating hormone receptor activity; neuropeptide binding
Source: RefSeq, a predicted model, not a curated record
AUGGAUAUCUCUGAAGACUUUGAAAGCUCAUCUCUGGUUUUCUUAAACUCGUCGGAACAAGUGACAAUGGGAGACCAGUAUGGAAAUGCCAUCUUGCCCAGUAUUUUUGGAACCAUAUGUAUUUUGGGCAUCACUGGAAAUUCUAUUGUAAUCUACACCAUCAUUAAAAAGACCAAAUGUCAGGCUAAACAAACAGUACCAGACAUUUUCAUAUUCAGUCUCUCUAUUGUGGAUUUGCUUUUCCUCCUCGGAAUGCCCUUUCUCAUCCAUCAGCUCCUGGGCAACGGGUCUUGGUGUUUCGGAGCUAUUAUGUGCAAAGUCAUCUCUGCUUUAGAUUCUAACAGCCAGACAGUGAGCACCUACAUCCUUACCGUUAUGACCUUGGACCGUUACGUGGCAACCGUCCACCCAUUCCGCUUUAACCAUGUCCGGACAACCUGUGUAGCCGGCACUGUGAUCGGGAUUGUGUGGGCGCUCUCUCUCAUCUCCAUCACCCCUGUCUUAAUGUACACUGGCUUGAUGCCUCUCCACAGCGGCCAGGUGGGAUGUGCUCUUCUGCUACCGAAUCCAUCCACCAGUAUCUGCUGGUUCACGCUCUAUCAGUUUGUGCUGGCGUUCGCCCUUCCGCUCACGAUUAUCUGUGUGGUGUUCUUUAAAAUCUUAAAGCAUAUGUCUACCACAGUGGCACCUCUUCCCCCGAGGAACCAACGAGUGCGCACCAAAAGUGUGACUCGGAUGGCUGUGGCCAUCUGUCUGGCCUUUUUCAUAUGUUGGGCUCCGUACUACAUCCUUCAACUUGUCCAUCUGGGAAUACAGAAACCCAGUGCCUCAUUUUAUUAUGUCUAUCACGUUGCCAUUAGCAUGGGUUAUGCUAAUAGCUGCAUUAAUCCUUUUCUCUAUAUUAUUCUGAGUAAGACCUUUAAGCGGCAGUUUGUAAUUGCCAUCCAGCCUGCGCACAACCACUUUCGGGUCAACCCGAGCACCACAGAGGCCACUGUGUCCCUCCGUCUGGCUGCAGACUGCCAAAGACAUAUUCCUGCAGACACCUCAGAGUAA